AUGUCGCCUUACAGGGACUCCUUUGCCCAUGCGACCGACUGGAAGGCCUCUGCGGCGGAAUGCGCCAAUGCCCGGAGGAGCACCCUUUCAGCCACUAUCACUAUGGACGGUGCUGUUGUGUAUAUGUUGCUGGGCAACCUUUGCGCGCUACAAGAGACACGCGACAUCUUCUACCAUGGCUAUGACAACUACAUGGAACAUGCCUUUCCCGAAGAUGAACUACGACCACUCACGUGCGGACCCCUUACCCGCGACCGCCAGAACCCCGCCCACAUCGAAGUCAACGAUGUCCUCGGAAACUACUCCUUGACCCUGAUUGACAGCUUAUCGACGCUCGCUAUCCUCGCUUCAUCCCCACCACCUUCCGAGGCAGGAACGAACCGUGCCCUAGAAGAAUUCCAGGACGGUGUCCAGCUGUUGGUCCAAUAUUAUGGAGAUGGCACACCAGGUCGCAAAGGUCGGGGAGUAAGAGCCAGGGGCUUCAACCUAGACAGCAAGGUACAGGUCUUUGAGACGGUUAUCCGGGGUGUUGGCGGGCUGCUGAGCGCACAUCAGUUUGCCGUUGGAGAUCUACCCAUUCGAGGAUACGAUGCAAACGUCACCAAGAAAAAACACCGACAAGGUAUUUUUUGGCCAAAUGGUUUGGUCUAUGACGGACAGCUGCUACGCCUGGCUACAGAUCUGGCAGAUCGACUGUUGCCGGCUUUCAACACCCCGACCGGUCUACCAUACCCCCGGGUCAAUUUGCGCCAUGGUGUGCCCUUCUAUGCCAAAUCUCCGAACAAUAUGGAUCCAGAACAUGGCCAAUGUGGGAGGGAUCCGCAAGACAAAGGGACCGAAGUCACUGAGACGUGCAGCGCUGGGGCCGGAAGUCUUGUCCUUGAAUUUUCCGUUCUGAGCCGCUUGACUGGCAAGCCUCUGUAUGAGAGAUUGGCCAAAAAGGCUUUUUGGGCUGUGUGGCAACGCAGAAGCAGCAUUGGACUUAUCGGUGCCGGUAUCGACGCUGAGACCGGACAGUGGGUCAAUGCCUAUACUGGUAUCGGAGCGGGCAUCGACAGUUUCUUUGAAUACGCUCUCAAGUCGCAUAUUUUACUUUCUGGACUUCCAUUCGACCCAGCCAACGCAGCUACUGAUUCCCCUGAUGCAUUCUUGGCUGCCUGGCUUGAUGCGCACGAUGGCAUUAAGCGACAAAUUUACCGAGGGAAACAACACCAGCACCCUCACUAUGCCCAGGUUGAUCUUUAUACGGGCGCUAUUCGAGCUUUCUGGAUAGACAGUCUCAGUGCUUUUUACCAAGGUCUCCUGACCAUGGCUGGCAAACUAGAUGAGGCUAUCGAAACACAUUUACUCUACACAGCUCUUUGGACUCGCUAUUCGGCCAUGCCCGAAAGAUGGUCUACUGCAACUGGCGGUAUCGAGCAUGGUUUACGCUGGUGGGGUGGCCGACCGGAAUGGAUUGAGUCGACUUGGUAUCUUUACCAGGCCACAAAAGACCCUUGGUACCUCCAUGUAGGAGAGAUGGCGCUUCGUGACAUCAAGAGACGUUGUUGGACAAAGUGUGGAUGGGCGGGCCUGCAGGAUGUGCGCACUGGCGAACUGAAUGAUCGCAUGGAGAGUUUCUUUCUUGGUGAAACGGCUAAGUACCUAUUCCUACUGUUCGACCCGUCGCAUCCGCUCAAUACCUGGGAUGCACCCUUCGUAUUCACUACUGAAGGCCAUCCGUUGAUCAUACCUAAGCGUGUACGCCCAGCGAGGAAAAUACCAGAAGCCCCACCUCUUUGGCAAAUGGUUGAGACCUGUCCUUUGCCGCCUGCCCACCUACCCUUCAGCAUUUCUGCCACAGCCGCGCGCAAUGAUGUGUACCACGCUGCAAGUCUUGCCAAACUACAUCUGAUGCCGACAGUCGAGACACUUGACUCGCCCCUCGUGGAGUUCAGUGCCGACCAUCCUAGCAUUUCUCUGUCGGAUAUCCGAUCGCCUUCCAACUACACAUACUAUCCAUGGACACUGCCUCCUGAGCUCAUACCACACAACGCCACAAGUUCGCCCAUGGCUAUGAGAACGACAUUUGACCUAUCAUUCCCUAACUUGCCAAGUACGUCGCUGGUUGGGGCGCUGCAGAGGGUACAGGAAGGCAUCUUGGUAAAUUCUAUGAGUGGGCUGAGACUUGGUAUGGUGCGGGAGCACGAUACUUUGCCUGAUGUACAUGCAGUAGAACUGGACGAGCAAUUCCGCAUCUACGCAAUCUCCAACAUUGCUCUAGGUCGCGAUGAGAAGGUCUUCAUGGCACGUUCUACAAUCGAUGAUUUCAACCCAUUGGAUCCGUACUUUACGAGAACGCGGGAUACACAUACCCUGGAUUUGGUAAUGGACAUAGAACCUCAGCGAGCUUCCGCAACUUCCACUGCGUUGUCCGACCUUCUCAGCGACGCCCUAGGCGACCUGAGCAACUUGUCAGGUCUGGAUCUCAAGGAUGCCGUGGAUAUUGAGGUAGACCCGGAGGCUCUAGAAACAGAGCCCUCCUACCUUGCCAACUUCUUCUCGUCACUCCAGGCGCUCCUCUCCGCCCCAGUGCCCACAUCAACAUCGACGGCCUCGCAAACGCAAAACCGAAAAAAAGCGAUCUCAAAGCGCCAGUCUCUUCCCGCUACGCUUCCAACAGGGCCCGGCGCAGCGCCAAUGCCUGAUAUCAAAGAUGCACAGUCGGCAUACAAUGUCGAGAAUCCACUAAUUUGGACCAACAUCUACGUUCACCCAACGACACUCUGCUCUGAGCGUCUUCCUAUGGAGAUAGUAAAACACUACCAGGUUGUCGCUAUUCCCCGCGGCGAUUGUUCGUUUUCGACCAAACUGCAAAAUAUUCCCGCAUAUCCACCUGAUGCAGCAUCUCUCCAACUUGUCAUCAUUAUCAGUUUUCCCGAGCAGGAAGACGACAGUCACGCAGAUGCAACACAGCCACUCAUUCAACCAUUACUUGAUCAAGUGCAAUACACACCAUCAGGGAUUUUGAGGCCGAAUCCUAUACCCCUCGUUAUGGUUGGGGGAGGACAAGAGACGAUGGAAAAGUUGAAGAGGACGAGCGGGCUUGGGUUGAGUAGGCGGUAUUAUUUCCGCACCCAGGGUGUCAAGAUAGGAAAUCUGAUUGUGGUGUAA
Messenger RNA from Pyrenophora tritici-repentis Pt-1C-BFP, 3153 nucleotides. RefSeq names its product glycoside hydrolase family 47 protein. Gene Ontology annotation, molecular function: mannosyl-oligosaccharide 1,2-alpha-mannosidase activity; calcium ion binding. The record is from RefSeq and is a predicted model, not a curated record. Lineage: Eukaryota; Fungi; Ascomycota; Dothideomycetes; Pleosporales; Pleosporaceae. Gene Ontology annotation, cellular component: endoplasmic reticulum; membrane. Gene Ontology annotation, biological process: carbohydrate metabolic process; mannose trimming involved in glycoprotein ERAD pathway; endoplasmic reticulum mannose trimming.